Messenger RNA from Chinchilla lanigera (long-tailed chinchilla), 2798 nucleotides. RefSeq names its product phosphatidic acid phosphatase type 2 domain containing 2 (gene Plpp6). Bases 84 to 965 code for a protein of 293 amino acids. The transcript has a single exon. NCBI's taxonomy places the organism in Eukaryota, Metazoa, Chordata, Mammalia, Rodentia, Chinchillidae. Gene Ontology annotation, molecular function: sphingosine-1-phosphate phosphatase activity. The record is from RefSeq and is a predicted model, not a curated record.
CAGUGCGGAAGCGGAAGACGCCGCAGAGCCAGGAAGCCUCUGUCUAGGCUGGCCGGGUCCCGGGCUCGGAGCCGCCCGCCGCGAUGCCGAGCCCCCGGAGGAGCAUCGAGGGACGGCCGCUGGGCGCCUCCACCUCGAGCACCAGCAGCAGCCCGGGGAGCCCGGCCCAUGGCGGCGGCGGCGGCAGGUUCGAGUUCCAGUCCCUGCUCAGCAACCGCGCGGCGGGCGCGGACCCCACCUGCGCCCGGCUCCGCGCGUCCGAGAGCCCGGUGCACCGCCGCGGCUCCUUCCCGCUGGCCUCCGCGGGCCCCUCGCAGGCUCCCCCUCCCCCGCUGCCCGAGGAAGACCGCAUGGACCUGAACCCGUCCUUCCUGGGCAUUGCCCUGCGCUCUCUGCUGGCCAUCGACCUGUGGCUGUCCAAGAAGCUGGGGGUGUGUGCUGGGGAGAACUCGUCUUGGGGCAGCGUGAGGCCCCUCAUGAAGCUACUGGAGAUCUCGGGGCACGGCAUCCCAUGGUUGCUGGGCACCCUCUACUGCCUGACCAGGAGCGACAGCUGGGCCGGGCGCGAGGUGCUGAUGAACCUGCUCUUCGCCCUGCUAUUGGACCUCCUGCUGGUGGGCCUGAUCAAAGGCUUGGUCCGCAGGCGCCGCCCGGCCCACAAUCAGAUGGACAUGUUUUUUACCCUCUCGGUGGACAAGUACUCCUUCCCCUCGGGCCAUGCCACAAGGGCUGCCCUGGUGUCGAGGUUCAUCCUGAAACACCUGGUCCUAGCCAUUCCACUGAGAGUGUUGGUGGUGCUGUGGGCCUUCGUCUUAGGUCUCUCCAGGAUCAUGCUGGGCCGGCACAAUGUCACUGACGUGGCUUUUGGCUUUUUUCUGGGCUACAUGCAGUACAGCAUCGUGGACUAUUGCUGGCUCUCACCCCACAAUGCUCCCUUCCUCUUUGUACUGUGGAAUCAACAAUGACACCAUCUCACUAACGAUGGCACCAGGAGGUCUGAAGGUUUCCACAUUCGAUGACGCCAAGCUGAAACCAGCGGCCUCUCUUAGAUAUGUCAGGCUUCCUCUGGGAUUUCUGGUGUCCCACCAGCUUGAUGUGUUACUAAGCCAGAGCACAUGCAGGCCAUUACUAAACUCUGCCACAUGAGGGAAAGCAAAAACUCCUAUUAUAUGUGUAUUCAAAUUGUUUCUAUCUCCAGGACAACUGCAAAGAAACCAAGCUGUGGUUAUAUGGUUGCUGCUUUUAAAAAGCUGACACUGAGAUUUGUGCUGUGUAGUAAUCCCAUAAACCAACAUAGCACUUGUAAAUUGGAUUGUGAGAAAAGAACAUAGUAUUCAUUCCAUACAUGUACAUGCAGAUAAGCUACAUACUAAUUCUAGUCCUUUACCUGAGAUGAUGUGAAACAGUAUUUUAAACAUUGAAGGCAUAGGUUUUUCUAGUUUAUUCCCUGGAGACCCGUUGCCACAAUUGGGGAAAUUUCUUCUUAAUCCUGAUUAUCUUGGUAAGCUUUUUUAUAUUGUCUUUUCCAUCUUUGUUGAUUGGCAAUGAGAAAAGAGAUUACUUAUCUUUCCCUAGACCUUCAGAAAGAUUGUUGGAUGUUUAUUUCCCACUACUCUUAAUACUAUCUUGGAGAGCAAAUCAAGAACUUAGAGAAGAAACACUUAAAAGGUAGGCAUAUGUAAAUUGCCCACAGAAAAGUAAGUAUGAUAUGACUUCAUGCUAAUUCUGUGGACAGCCAGUGGCAUGGCAUGACAGCAAGCAGAGAAGCUAGGCUGCUGGGCAGUCAGAGGAACAGAGUUUACAUGCAGGCAGACCACAUAUUACGUCAAUGAUCAGUAUUACAGGAGAUGGCCUGGUGCCCAUCAUCUCCACUGAAUGAUAUUUCUAGUCAUAAAAUGGGAAAAUAACAUUUUUAAUACAAAUGCAUAAGCUUUCUCAUAUGUACCAUAAGAAAGAUCUAUAUGCUGUAGUUAUUCGCAUGGAAUUCAUUUUCCUGCAAUAUAGCAUGCUGUAGGUAACAGUAUUUAACUUAAUUUAAAUUCAUCAGGACAGUGUGUUGCUAUAUCAGGCACUAAAUGUAACCCCUAAAUUCUGUUUACAUUGACCUUUACAUUUAAAGCUGUUCAUCCAUGGUGCCCCCCCCCCAAAUCGUUCAGACCAAAGACCACCAAAUCUAUGGUGGACUGAAGAGGGUAUGUUUUAAAUGCUGCUCUACAUGAAAAGAAAAUCUUUAAAUUACCUAUGGAACUGGUGUCUUAAGGUAAUGACCAAUUAUUUUGGCACUUAUAAAUAGAAAAAAUUACAGACUUUGAUUUGACAGAGAUGUGGAUAGGAGCCUGGAGAAUGUGAUUACGGGGAAGCUGAACUUUGUAAGAAUGAGGGUAUACCAAAAGAGGAACAGCUACUCCUCUAAAGUUAUUGUAUCCCCACAACACCCUGAACACUGACUACCUCUUUAGUUGCUGAAUCAGCCAUACUGUAAAGCUCUAAGUGGUUUGGAUUUGUUGUUUAGCCUCAGUGAGAUGCUUCGUUUUAAUCACAGUGAUAUUCAGGCCAGAUAUUUGAAAGCAAUGAAAUUUCCUCUUGCAGUGUACACAAGUGUGCAUACUGGGGCUUACCUUCUCGCCUUUAGUUAUACUUCUGGAUUUCCUGUUUUAGUUGCCAGGGCCUGAGUUUGCUGGCAUCUAAAGCACAGAAUAAUUUACCUGACUUUGUGGAGCAUACCAAGCACUACAGCGUAAAAAACUGAUUUCUUUGUUAAUUAAUUAUACAAUAAAAGUGGCUUUUAAAAUUCAAAA